Molecule: messenger RNA, 4123 nt
Organism: Impatiens glandulifera
Lineage: Eukaryota; Viridiplantae; Streptophyta; Magnoliopsida; Ericales; Balsaminaceae
Exons: 27
Coding region: 120-3860 (1246 amino acids)
Cellular component (GO): mitochondrial outer membrane
Molecular function (GO): ATP binding; ATP hydrolysis activity; protein binding
Source: RefSeq, a predicted model, not a curated record
UUUAUCAUAUUUUCUCUCUCUCUCUCUCCCUAACAUCUACUUGCUUCCCCAUCCGUCCUCUUCUUUUUCUCUUUGUCUAUCUUCCCAAUCUCCAUAACAUCACAAGGAAAAACAUCGACAUGGUCGAAACAAGGCGAAGCUCAUCAUCAUCCUCAAAGAGACCCUUAUCUUCUCCACGAUCACCUCCGCUUCCUCCCGGCAAGAGAUCAAAGGGGGCUGAGGCAACCUCGUCAACGACUGCUGCAACGCUUGUUCCUCCAGAUGAAACCCAAGAGCAGGGGAAAGAUUCUGGCUUUGAAUCUCCUGUUCUAUCUUCUGAUCCCACAACUUUGAAAUCGGCUGAUGGAAUUGAUUCAGUCUUACCUGCGAAUCCAGCCGAUGUUCAAGUUGAAUCCGACGACCCUUUGGUAUCUCCUACAACUUUAGAUGAUUCAACACUUGACGCUGAGAAAGGCGAGUCACUUAAUGCCUUGUUGAAUCGAUCAAAAAGGAGACAGCUUAAAUCGAAUGCAAAGGUCGCUUGGGGGAAGCUUAUUUCUCAGUGCCCUCCGAAUCCUCAUGUGGAUAUGAACGAUCCUAUUUUCACUGUCGGUCAAGGCCGUCAAUGCAACUUGUGGAUAAGAGACCCAUCCAUUAGUAAAUCUUUGUGUCGAAUAAGGCACGUAGAGGCAGAGCAAGGAGGUUUACCUACAACAUAUCUUGAAAUCACAGGUGGGAAGGGUGUGGUCCAAGUAAAUGGAAAAAAUUACUCAAAAAACGCAAUAAUAGCACUCAGUGGUGGUGAUGAAGUCGUAUUCAGUUCAUCUGGAAGACAUCAAUAUAUUUUCCAGCAACUUCUUAACAACGGCUUAGCUGCUAAUGAAAUACCAUCUUCAGCGAGCAUUUUAGAAACUUGUGGUGCCCGGUUCAAAGAUAUACAGUUUGAGGCAAGGACUGGAGACCCCUCUGCUGUUGCAGGAGCUUCAAUAUUAGCAUCUUUAUCGGAUUUCCAGAAAGAGUUAUCUAUUCUUCCUCCAGCACCCCAAGAUAACGUGAACUUGCAACAGGGUUCUGAAGUGCAUAUCAUACCUUCAGCAUGCCAAGUGUCAGGAAAUGAUGGGGCUGGGGAUGCAUCAACAAAGGAACCUAUUAUUCCUGCUUCAGAUGCUGCAGAGGAGAAUGUGGAUCCUGUAAGCAAUGUGCUUGAUGCAUCUGGAGACCCAGAAACUGGGAAGGUUUCUGGUCAAGCUAAUGAAUUAAGGCCAUUCAUUCAGAUGCUUGCAGGAGCAUCUACUGAGCUUGAUUUUACUCAUGGAAUUUCUAAAAUUCUCGAGGAGCAAAGAGAACUUAGAGAAGUUCUUAAGAAUCUUGAUAAUUCUGCUUUGACAUCAACGAAGCGACAAGCUUUCAAAGAGAGGUUAAAGAAUGGGAUUCUCGCUCCUAAUGACAUCAAAGUCUCGUUCGAAAACUUCCCAUAUUAUUUAAGUGACACAACAAAGAAUGUUUUAGUUACAUCAACAUAUAUACAUUUGAAACGUAAUAAGUUCACCAAGUAUGCAUCAGAGCUCCCCACCACGUGCCCAAGAAUAUUAUUAUCCGGGCCUGCAGGCUCCGAAAUAUAUCAGGAAACAUUGACAAAGGCGCUUGCAAGGCAUUAUGGUGCCAAACUUCUUGCAGUUGAUUCUCUACUUUUACCUGGUGGUUUACUGUCAAAGGAUGUGGAGCCUGCUAAAGAGAUUUCAAGGCCAGAAAGGAUGAAUGUGUUUGGUAAGCGAGUCUUACAGACAGCACCGGUGCAGAUUAAGAAGCCGGCUUCAAGUGUUGAGGCAGAAAUCACUAGCGGGUCUACCAUAAGUUCUCAGGCACAGCCUAGGCAGGAAGUAUCAACUGCAUCAUCAAAGAGUUUUACUUUUAAGAAAGGUGAUAGAGUUAAAUUUGUUGGCUCAUUACAUUCUGGUUUUCCGACACACCAAGCUACUGUAAGGGGACCAGCAUAUGGUUACAAAGGUAAGGUUGUUCUUGCAUUUGAAGGGAACGACUCUUCAAAGAUCGGAGUUAGAUUUGACAAGGCAAUUCCACAAGGCAAUGACCUUGGUGGUCAUUGUGAGGAAGAUCGUGGGUUCUUUUGUCCUGCAGCCGACUUGCUUCGCAUUGAUAGUGCUAAUGUGGAUGACAUUGACAAGCUUGCUAUCAACGAACUCUUCGAGGUUGCACUAAAUGAGAGCAAAGGUAGUCCCUUAAUUAUAUUUCUGAGAGAUAUUGAGAAGCCUAUGGCGGGCAAUGCAGAUGCAUACGCGGCCCUCAAGCUUAAGUUGGAUAAUUUACCAGAUAAUGUAGUGGUGAUUGUUUCUCACACCCAAGCAGAUAGUCGAAAGGAGAAAUCUCAUCCUGGCGGACUUCUCUUCACCAAAUUCGGCGGCAACCACACAGCUCUCCUUGAUCUUGCUUUUCCGGAUAAUUUUGGUAGGCUCCAUGACAGAAGCAAAGAAACUCCAAAAGCUAUGAAGCUGCUUGCCCGUCUUUUCCCAAACAAAAUUACAAUCCAGAUGCCUCAGGACGAAAAUCUUCUUUCAGAUUGGAAACGAAUGUUAGAUCGUGAUAUUGAGACAUUGAAGUCUCAAGCCAACCUUAUUAAUAUCCACCAGGUUUUAAAUCGAAGUGGGUUAGAGUGCCCUGACUUGAACACAAUAUGCAUAAAGGAUCAAGCGCUUACAAAUGAAAAUGUUGAGAAAGUCAUUGGUUGGGCGCUAAGUCAUCACUCUAUGACUUCUACUGAAGCAAUUAUUAAGGAUGCAAAGCUUGUGAAAAUAUCUAGUCAAAGCAUUAAGAAUGGGCUUGACAUCUUACAAAGUAUUCAAAAUGAAAGCAAGAGCUCGAAGAAGUCUCUCAAGGAUGUGGUUACCGAAAAUGAAUUUGAGAAGAGGCUUCUGGCUGAGGUUAUCCCACCCAAUGACAUUGGGGUAACUUUUGAUGACAUCGGAGCACUAGAAAAGGUUAAGGAUACAUUGAAAGAGUUGGUUAUGCUUCCUCUUCAAAGGCCAGAGUUGUUUACUAAAGGACAACUUACCAAGCCUUGCAAAGGGAUUCUUCUUUUCGGACCUCCUGGUACAGGGAAAACUAUGCUAGCUAAAGCUGUUGCAACUGAGGCUGGUGCAAAUUUUAUCAACAUAUCUAUGUCUAGUAUCACCUCUAAGUGGUUCGGUGAAGGAGAGAAGUAUGUGAAGGCGGUUUUCACAUUGGCUAGCAAAAUUUCUCCCAGUGUUGUUUUUGUUGAUGAGGUAGACAGCAUGUUAGGAAGACGUGAAAAUCCUGGCGAACAUGAAGCUAUGCGCAAAAUGAAAAAUGAAUUCAUGGUGAACUGGGAUGGUUUACGUACAAAGGAUAAGGAACGAGUCUUAGUACUUGCUGCUACCAACCGCCCAUUUGACCUUGAUGAGGCUGUCAUUAGGAGGCUUCCCCGGAGAUUAAUGGUGAACUUGCCAGACAGUCCAAACAGAGCGAAAAUAAUGAGAGUUAUAUUGGCAAAAGAAGAAUUGUCCCAGGAUUUUGAUUUUGAAGCAGUUGCCAGUAUGACCGAGGGAUAUUCAGGAAGUGAUUUGAAGAAUCUGUGUGUGACGGCUGCUCAUCGACCCAUAAGAGAAAUAUUGGAAAGAGAAAAGAAGGAAAAGGAAUUAGCAUUAGCGGAGAACAGACCUGUACCUGAACUUCACAGCAGUGUAGAUGUCCGUCCUCUGUGUGUAGAGGAUUUCAGAAUCGCACAUGAACAGGUUUGCGCGAGUGUGUCGUCGGAAUCCAAAAACAUUACCGAGCUCCUUCAAUGGAAUGAUCUUUAUGGGGAAGGCGGAUCAAGAAAGAAGACUUCCCUUAGCUACUUCAUGUGAGAAUAAAGAAAAUUGUAUGUAUAGAAGAAAAUUGAUAGAAAUAUUUGUUCUUAUUUUUAGUUUUUCAUUUCAACUCCACCAGCCAAAACCCUAAACUACCACCCACUCAAAUAUUACCGUGUCUUGAUUUUCUUAUUUGGUUUGAAGGUAGAGUGUUUUGUAAGCUCGAGAUCAAAAUAUCGAUGCUUUUUGUCUGGCUGUAUAUGCGCAAUUUCAUUAAUUCGAUAUAUGGAGUAUUCUAAAGGUUAUUGUUAAUAAUUUGA